UGGCUCAUUGACUGUAUAGGAAGUAUCCCUUCACCGCAUAUGCAUUCGUCCCAUCGGCGCAACGUUUCGGACACCUCUGGCUUCAGUAGCAAAGAUUUGGUCCAAUUAGUCAACACAGACAACACACUCCAUACCAGCAAUUCAUUGUCCUCUCAGAACACCUACACCGGGAGUAAGGGAUGGAAUCCAUUCGAGGAGGACUUCCGGCCCCAGACGACCGAUAUAUCGGUUGAUGACCAGACGUUUGGCCACGAAUUCGACAAAAUACGCAAAGGUUCCCAAAGCAGCAUAUCAAACGUGAAGAGUAGGGAAGAUCUAGUCAUGUCUUCGGCGACACCGGAAGCCGAUCCGUUCGGUUCGGCGCCAUUUGAUCCGCAAAAGAUGCGAAGACACAAAGAAAAGCAGGAUUUACUGAAACUAUCGUUAGACAAACCGCACGAUUUGAAUGAUUUUAAUUUAUUAUCCACUAAUACUAAUGCAAAUAAAGGUAUAUCAGUUCCGACUACUUAUAUGCCAUUGUAUUCCUCCGACGCCGAAGAGGGCGACGAUCCAAACAAUGGCAACUCUGGCCAUGAGUUGAGAUCACUGCCCGUUUCGAUACCACUCCGGAAUCGUAAGUCAUCGGAGACGUCGACCACUACAUCCCAGUCGACGGUGGCCUCCAAUGAGGGCUCCAUUCGGGCGAACCCUUUCGCGAAAGCCCCGGCAGAAGACCGCUCUAAAUACGAGAAGUUCUUCGACGCAGAUCCUGAUGACGAUCCCGAAUGCGAAGGGGAAAGGGAUUCAAUCGGUUCCGCAUCCGAUUUACGCGACUCGGAGGAGACGCCGGACGAUGGCAUCGAUGAGGACGAGGACGACGAAGACUUUGCACAAGAAGUGACGGCAAUUGAAAUCAAACUGAAAGAGCCGUCGCGUGGGUCCAAACCAAAGCCUACUUUGAUAUCCAGCGAUGACCUACUCAUUGGUCACGUGGACGGAGACAAACCGCUGCUGUGCGAGGAGGAGGACGACUCGUCGCCGCAAGUGAUACACAUCGCCGGCGCCAGUCAUCACAUGCCCUCACUGUCCACCCUAUCCAACGAUGUGUUCGCUUCGGCGCCCUUCAGAAAACCGCACUCAAAGGCCAAGAAAAAGAGCGAUAAGACUGAUAUGGAGUCCGAAGACAUCAGAUUAGUCGAGACGACCACUUCCGGCGAUGAGAUCGACGAAGAAGUGGCACGAAAUCUGAGGGCACAAGUAGUGAAGGACUCUAUGGUCGGCCCCAAAGACCUCUUUGGUUCCAAACCAUUCACUGAACAACAAUUAGUUACUUGUGAAGAUCAACACCAAAGCCAUCAAAAGCAAUACUAUAGCGAACAACAAGUAUCACAACAAAGCACUUCUUCUCAAAAGCCACUCAAUAAUGAACAACAGUUCCCGAGACUCGUUGCCCUCCCAUACCAACAAAGAAUGGUUACAAAUGAACAACAAAUACAACUUAAGACACAACAACAACAACCACCGCAACAAACAGAGCCCUCAAAGCCAUCUCAAGACCUGUUCGGUGCCAUUCCGUUCGCGAGUAACUCAACGGCCACUCAAGUGAUAGCACCGCUCCCACCGCCAAAUGUGGUGACACAGCGGCCGACUGUACCGCCAAAGACGACGAAAGUGUUGGCGGCCACCACUUCCCCCCCUAAGAAAGUGAUAGUCCAUCAAACGGCUACCGCUUCCAUACCGACUCAGUCAUCGGAGUCGACACUAUCCCCUCCGUCGCCCAUCAAAGCUGUCAAACCAAUUGUCAAAUCGAAACCAAAGUCAAAAGUGUUGUCCAAAACUGCGAAGAAGUACGAAGUGGAGGACGAUGACGACGAGAUCGACGGACUCAUCAGCUGCGAGAACGACGAGGAAGUGCUCGACACGAAGAAGUGGCGCAAAAAAGACAAAAAAGAAAAGUCUGAAAAGAAAGAGAAGACGAAAGAGAAGAGCGACAAAUCCAAAGAGAAAACCGAGAAAUCAAAGGAUAAGUCGGAGAAAGUGAAAGAAAAGGACAAAUCGAAAGACAAGAGCAAGAAGUCGAAAGAUAAGGAUAAGUCUAGACAUCAGGCGUUCGCCAACAUGUCGUUCGAGGACGUGACGGACGAUACG
Molecule: messenger RNA, 2127 nt
Organism: Oppiella nova
Lineage: Eukaryota; Metazoa; Arthropoda; Arachnida; Sarcoptiformes; Oppiidae
Source: the annotation of a GenBank genome assembly